This is a messenger RNA of Entrophospora sp. SA101, 350 nucleotides long. NCBI's taxonomy places the organism in Eukaryota, Fungi, Glomeromycota, Glomeromycetes, Entrophosporales, Entrophosporaceae. The record is from the annotation of a GenBank genome assembly.
AAGUUGGGGUCGGAGUUAAAAUCAAUAAAAAACGUGAUUUGAACCUUAAAACCCCUCAAAUGAUACUUUUUUCUUCAACAAAUGGCGGAGAUCCUGGUAUUAAAGAACUUUUUAGUGGUGAUAGAGAAACGUUAAAGAUGUCAAUGCCCAUACUAUCAUUAUUAAAACUUGAAGAUGUUAUAACACUUCAAGGAAUAUUAGAUAAAAUUGAUCAUGUAGUAGUCACCCCUGAAAGUGGACCUUGGGUAAAAAUAUUAUCGGACACAGAAUGGCUUGUGUGGUCAGUUAUAAUUAGUAGUUUGUUCAUUGGCAUUGUAUUUUUGGCCGUUUAUUAUCUGGCUGUUGUUAUG